Molecule: messenger RNA, 2781 nt
Organism: Paramuricea clavata
Lineage: Eukaryota; Metazoa; Cnidaria; Anthozoa; Malacalcyonacea; Plexauridae
Source: the annotation of a GenBank genome assembly
AUGUGGACACCUGGGCAAUGGUUGAGACCAAGCAGUGGAAGUUCUCAGGAAGAAGGAGCAGAGAGUUUGGAUGCAGUGGUUCCCAUGUAUAAUGGAGCUAUGGCCAAUUUAUCAACAAAGACCAAAGUUGGAAACAUCAAUCCAUUAACAUUUCAGCUGAAAUCUACCUGGGAUGAAGCCACAGAGAGUGAUAAGUAAAUAUGCAUUGACCGCGCAAUAGAAGGUUGCAGUGUUGUGUGUAACAUUAUCGCUCCAAAUACCGGGGAGAGACUCUUAGAAUCAUGCGCUCAGAUUCCUGAGCACGAGAGUAUCUCUGAAGAUCUAGUAUCCCUUAUGCAAGCAUAAAAGAAUGCACCUACCAAAAACCUUAAGACCCAAAUUCUUAGUAUUUUUGCUUACCGCUUCUCAGUUAAGAAGCUUCAAAAGCUGCAUGAGCCUUAUGAACAUCUGACGACUUGGCAAGUAAAGAGAGCAAGAGCACAUGCUCAAAAUGCUGGACCUGGCUGGACUGUUGAAAAGUCUCCAUCGUUUCGCGUGCGAUUGGACAAGGUAUUGGUUGAUCACUUUGUGGAUUUCAUAAAUAGACCCUAUUUCUAUCAGGACGUAGCAUAUGGAAUCAGAAAAAUCCAACUUGAUAGCGGCGAGAAGCUUUCUAUGCCAAAUGUGAUUCGAACUGUCACACGUUCGACCAUGGUAAAACAGUAUCUCCAGUUUUGUAAAGAAGAAAAUGCGACGUCGCUAAGCCGUGCAACUUUAUUCCGUAUUCUCCAAGUCAGGGAAUCCUCCCAACAAAAGUACUUAAGCGGAAUUGACAACAUUGCAGCUGAUGGAUCAUCAGGUUUCGAGCAAAUGGUUAAAAUAGUCGAAGAGCUUGAACAGCUGGGUAAAGGCAAGAAAUGGUGCGAAGCGACAAGAAAAACCAUCCAUGAGGGAAAGCGAUAUUUGAAGACAGGAUAUCGCAGUCAUUGUCAACAAAGUGAAAGUUCCUGUGCAGACCACUGCCGUAAAUUUUCUCUCAGUGACCCAGACAACUCAGAACUUCAAGAGAGGUGUACGCAUGACCACACAAGUACCUGUAGCCAGUGUGAAGGUAUCAAGGUAUGUCUUAUCAACAUAGAAGAAGCUAUUGAAGACAAACAAGUCAAAAUGUACAGCGAUGAGCAAAGAGGAGACUUUCUUUACGAUUUCAAGAAAGCUGAAAAAGCCAUCAACCAAUGGAAGAAUCAUAUGAGAUCUGCGAACCAAGAACGAGCAAAGCAAGAUGUUUUAAAUCAGUUGGACAGUAGCUCCAAGUUAUUGUGAUGGAUUGGGCUAUGAAGUUCUUGCAGCUUCGAUACCGCGAGAAACAAACUGACUGGUAUGGUAAAAGAGGUCUUAGUUGGCAUGUCACCAGUGUCAUCUCGCACGAUAAAGUAUCUGGCAAGAUCAGUGUUAGCUCGUAUACUCAUAUAUUUGAUCAGUGUGCACAAGACUGGUAUACAAUUGCAUCCAUAAUCGAGCAUCUCCUUCUGCAUCUCAAACAGCAAGAUCCCCAGUUUGAGAAGGCUUACCUGCGAUCAGACGAGGCCGGUUGCUAUCACAACAACUGUUUAAUUGCCGCAGUGAAAGAUAUCGCAGACAGAGUUGGAAUCAAAGUCAUGAGCUACGAUUAUUCUGAACCCCAAAGUGGCAAGGAUGUGUGCGACCGUAUCAUCUGUCCAAUGAAGAAUUCCAUUUGCACAUAUGCAAAUGAAGGUCACGACAUUCUUACUGCAUCUGAUAUAAAGAAAUCGCUUCAGCAACAUCCAGUAAGAGGAACAUCAGCUUCUGUAAAUAAUGUUGAUGAGUCAAAAAAAGACCUGGUUAUAAUUGGACGGAUUUGCAAGCUUUCAUAACUUUCAGUUUAAAGAUGAUGGCAUAAAGGUUUCGAAGGCAUAUGGCAUUGGAAACGGAAAGCUGAUUGGUUAUGACAAAGUCUAUCAACAACAUCAAGGGCCAACAACACUUAUUACCCAAGAAGAAGGUGAAGGUUUCUUCGUGCCUCCACAAAAGGCGAAGUGUUGGGAUCGAAAAGAAAGUGCACUACCAAGUACAGAAAUAUUUGGUCAAGAUGAACAAGUACAUAUCUUUGAAUGCUCCUUUCCUGGAUGUUCAAAAGUGUUUCGUGAAUUCUCGGAUCUAGAGCUACACCUUAAUGCUGAUGAGCAUACAACCACGAAACAAGAGAGCAUAUACAACAAGAUUAAACGAGAUUGGGUGUUGAAGUUUGCAAGUGUUGACGUGGUUCAAGAAGCUACUGCCGAGGAUGCCUUAGUUUCAACCUCUGCGGAAAAAUCAAAACGAAAUCUAGAAAUGGGUUGGGCGAUUAACAAGCUAACGUCUGGUUCCAAGCGUUUCUCUCCUAAAGUCAAAGAAUAUUUAACAAGAAUUUUUCUACUUGGUGAAAAGACCGGACGCAAGGCAGACCUUGAGCAAGUUGAAAAGGACAUGAGGAACUCUAGAAACACAUCCGACGAUCGUCAGUUCAGUCGCAACGAAUGGUUGACAAAAACACAAAUCAAGGGUUUCUUUUCUCGACUUGCAGCAAAACAGCGCAAGCAGCAUGGGUUACUGGUCGGGUUUUCAAGUGACAACGAAGAAGAUGUUGAAUGUUUGUUAGAGGACACGGAAAGACGCGGUUUGGUGAAUGAGAUUCAUGAUGAAAUCGGGCUGAAGCACCCCAUAACGUAUGACAUGUAUGACAUUUGUGAUUAUUAUCACCAAGACAAGUUGUCCACUUUCAACGUUCCAAUGCUCAAAUGA